CGUCGGUGUUGUCGGCAGACAGCAGCAGCAGCGUCUUGUGGAUUGACGACGACGACGUCGAUUACUGAAAAGCUUUUGCUGAAGCUUUUGGAGUUUAUCGUCUGGAAGCGCAUUGUGCCAUCGAGCCGCGGAUUCAGUGCAACAGGCCGUGGAUCGUGCAACGAGAAAGAAGUCGUCGCCGAGUCGUGGGGAGCUUCUCGCCGAAGAAGAGACAUAAUCUUCCCCGCUACAACAACAUUCGCAAUGACUGAGUACAAGCUAGUCGUUGUUGGAGCUGGUGGUGUGGGCAAGAGCGCCCUGACGAUCCAGUUGAUUCAGAAUCAUUUCGUGGACGAAUAUGAUCCCACGAUAGAGGAUUCAUACAGAAAGCAGGUCGUUAUCGACGGGGAAACCUGUCUCCUGGACAUUCUGGAUACGGCGGGUCAGGAAGAAUAUUCAGCAAUGCGAGACCAGUAUAUGCGAACCGGGGAAGGAUUCCUCCUGGUUUUCGCUGUCAACAACGCAAAAUCAUUUGAAGACAUUGCCAUGUACAGAGAACAAAUCAAACGCGUCAAGGAUGCAGAUGACGUACCGAUGGUAUUGGUAGGGAACAAAUGCGAUUUGCCGUCUCGGACCGUGGACAUGAAGCAAGCGGCGGAGCUUGCGCGUAGUUACGGUGUCCCCUUCGUCGAGACCUCAGCCAAGACGAGGAUGGGAGUCGACGAUGCUUUUUACACUCUCGUUAGGGAAAUUCGAAAAGAUCGAGAGGCGAAAACUCGUGAAAAAAAGAGGAACCGCAACAAGAUCAAGAAGAAGUGUAUAAUUUUGUAAAUAGUAGCAGCAAAAGGCCGGCUAAACGGUACUACGUCGACCGCUGAGGCGAUCUUUUUCUAGGCUCCAGGAGUCAUGCCGUUGUCGGGGAGACCUCGCUGCAGACAAGGGGUGGGGAACGCUGAAGACGAUCGUUUCUCGUUUCUCGCAAUAAAAAUAUAAUCACCGGAA
Messenger RNA from Galendromus occidentalis (western predatory mite), 981 nucleotides. RefSeq names its product GTPase HRas. Gene Ontology annotation, biological process: signal transduction. Lineage: Eukaryota; Metazoa; Arthropoda; Arachnida; Mesostigmata; Phytoseiidae. The coding region runs from base 244 to 810 and encodes 188 amino acids. The transcript has 6 exons. Gene Ontology annotation, cellular component: membrane. The record is from RefSeq and is a predicted model, not a curated record. Gene Ontology annotation, molecular function: GTPase activity; GTP binding.